AUGAAAGAAAAAUACCUAGGGCUAAUCCUGCUCUCUGUUUACCCACAGGGUACUAGUUGCUUCCUGCGUUGGGUACGAAACCUAGAUGAUGAGCUUCAUGCACUUGUAGCUGGGUGUCUAGCAGGAAUUUCUAUGAUGUUUUACAAAAGUACUACUAUCUCAAUGUAUCUGGUGUCCAAAUUAGUCGAGACUAUGUACUUCAAAGGCAUUGAAGCAGGGAAGGUUCCCUAUUUUCCUCAUGCAGACAGCAUCAUCUAUGCCAUUUCUACAUCGAUAUGCUUUCAGGCAGCUGUCAUGGAAGUUCAGAACCUGAGACCUUCAUACUGGAAAUUUCUUUUACGACUAACAAAGGGCAGGUUUGCUCUCAUGAACAGGAAAGUUUUAGAUGUAUUUGGUACUGAAGCAUCUAAGAACUUCAAGGAUUUCACACCUAAGCUUGACCCAAGAUACACUGUUGUACCACCAGAGCUACCGCUGGAGCUGUCUACAAAACGAUAGUCUAUCUUGUCAUUGAAUGUGAUCAGCGUUUUGUCCUAAAAAGUCUAUUAACUUAACAGUCGUAUAUAUGGAGGAGUGCCUGGGCUCCACUUCAGUAUUACUUCAAUGGGAAAUGCUUUUCAGCAAUCAAAAAUACUGAAGCUCUACAGGAAAGUGUGGCUUAGUGAUUAAGCCCUUUCCAUAAGCAGAAUAUAUUUCUGGAUUACUGUAGUUGGUUGACGGUAUGGUAGAUUCUUGAAUGAAUUAAACAAAUGAGUAAUAUAUUUAGAGAAGAGAAGUAAAACAUAAAUAUGCAUAAUAAUUUCAAAAAUUCUCUAGUUUAUACCAGUAGAAUAUUUCUUGGUAAAACUAAAAGUAAUUCUUAAUUUAGAAAGGAAGACAAAUGGCAUAGUUUAAGUCCAGAAUUUUACCUGAUCUUAAAAACAUUGUAGUCAGGUGAAAAUGCCUCCUUGUUUUUCUAAAUUACAUCACUGAUUUAUCUCAAAAGAGCUACUGCCCACUCAUUAUUUAAAAUUACAGUUUUUUUACACAGCUAUGGUUGCAAAAUAAUGCAUUCCUU
Cariama cristata (Red-legged seriema) is the source of this 1057-nucleotide messenger RNA. RefSeq names its product transmembrane protein 135 (gene TMEM135). Bases 1 to 498 code for a protein of 165 amino acids. The transcript has 5 exons. The record is from RefSeq and is a predicted model, not a curated record. Lineage: Eukaryota; Metazoa; Chordata; Aves; Cariamiformes; Cariamidae.